AUGCUGCCACUUGUUUUAAGAGGAAGUCAACGAGGUCUCCUCAUUUGGGACUCUGCAAGCAUUCAUCGUGCAAAGGAUAUGAAAAACUUCUUGGCAGAAAGAAGGGUUGAUCAGGUUAUGAUCCCAGCAGGGAUGACUGCUUACCUCCAGACCUUGGACAUUGCAAUAAACAAGCCUUUCAAGGAUUACCUCAGACUUGAAAUCAAUGAUUAUAUUGAGAAUAGGAUGUCAAGGAACAAAAAUAACAACUUCGUGAAGCCUAAUCUGCAGGAGGCAGUCUCUUGGGUAAGGAAUGCAUGGGGCAAAAUCACUGAUAGCUGUGUUGCAAAGGCUCUGAAAGCAGGGUACUUGGACAAAACAUCGCCAUUUGAAGCGAGCUACAUCGCAAAACACGAUAGAUUGGGACCUAUGAUACUGAAGGAGCUGGAGUCAAAUGAAAUCUUGGCUGGAAUUCAAGGUCUUGAUCUGGAAGAAAAUGAUGAUAUCCCAGAAGAUGAUGAUCUUAUUGUAUUUGGGAAAAAUAAAUGA
Molecule: messenger RNA, 528 nt
Organism: Helobdella robusta
Lineage: Eukaryota; Metazoa; Annelida; Clitellata; Rhynchobdellida; Glossiphoniidae
Exons: 1
Coding region: 1-528 (175 amino acids)
Cellular component (GO): nucleus
Molecular function (GO): DNA binding
Source: RefSeq, a predicted model, not a curated record